AUUCCAAGAACAACUGCAAGGCAACAACACAGGGUGAAUGUCCCAACCACAAACCCAGAGUCCUACUGGCAAAGAGCUGUGUACCUCCCUCCUACUGAUCAUCAUAUUCAAGAAAUAAACGACAGGCUCUUAUCGCGGGAGGAUCGCUUCCUAGCCCAGUAUCUUCUCCCAAUAAACUUGCAAGGAUUUGGUAACGACGUCCAGAGUAAGAUGUAUAGGGUGUACUCAAGAGAUCUGACUGACAAGAGAGAGCACGAGAACGAGAUGUUGCGGUGGAAAACAAAGAGGCCGCAUUCAACCGAAGAACGACCAACGACUCUGGCUGACACUCUCGACUGCAUAAAAUAUAACUCUUUAUCGAAAGGUUAA
This is a messenger RNA of Pocillopora meandrina, 369 nucleotides long. The record is from the annotation of a GenBank genome assembly. NCBI's taxonomy places the organism in Eukaryota, Metazoa, Cnidaria, Anthozoa, Scleractinia, Pocilloporidae.